This is a messenger RNA of Halteromyces radiatus, 921 nucleotides long. RefSeq names its product mitochondrial ribosomal protein S25. Gene Ontology annotation, molecular function: structural constituent of ribosome. NCBI's taxonomy places the organism in Eukaryota, Fungi, Mucoromycota, Mucoromycetes, Mucorales, Cunninghamellaceae. The record is from RefSeq and is a predicted model, not a curated record. The transcript is spliced from 2 exons. Gene Ontology annotation, cellular component: mitochondrial small ribosomal subunit. Bases 30 to 692 code for a protein of 220 amino acids.
GUUUUUUUUUUUUUAUUUGUAUUAUAACAAUGGCAUUCCGAGUACCACCUACUGGACUUGCUAAACAUGUCAACAAUCUUAUCAAAGGCAAUUUAUUGAAAAAGGCACCUGUUUGGCUUCCUGUUGUACAAGCCAUUCCCCCUGGACCUUCUAUUAUUCGUUCUCAACAAGCUCAAGUGAAUGUGAAUGCACAAACUCCAGCUGAACAAGCUCUUUCUUCACCAUUAUCUACCAAUACAUCCAUUCGACAUAAACAAAAACAUUUGCGAACCAAACCACCACGACCACACGCUAUUGUUUAUCCUGAAGAUCGUCUUCGACGUCAGUUCUAUAAAGAUCAUCCUUUUGAACUUUCUCGACCUAAAGUAUUAGUGGAAAACGACGAUGGACUGAACCGAACUGAUUUUAGUCAACUCAUGUUACCUGGUAUGCGUUUAUCUGAAGUGGAUGGUGAAGCUGUGAUUAAAUAUCAACUUCAUCUCAUGACUGAAGAAGGUAUGCCUGAACGAAAAGCCUACGCCAAAGCAACCUCUGAAUUCUAUCUCAUUCGUGCUCAACAAGAAAAAGAAGAACGUGAAGCUAGAGAAAAAAUGACCAAAUUACUCCAGAAUACUACUUCCAACAAAUAUUCAAAGAAAGCCCUUUACCACGAAGAACAAGCUCUUUUGCAAGGCCAAGCUAUGAACAACUAGAUGUAGAUUUCCCCUCUCCCCACCCGUCAACUUGUCAUCCUUUUUCUUUUUCCUUUUUUUAUAUAUUUUUGUUUUAGCAAAUAGAGUCAUCAUUCAUCCAUUCUUACCAAAUUUCAUAUAUUAUCUGUAUACAUUUUUUUUUUUGUCUUCACUUUGAUUUUUUUUACAUACACAAAUAUCUUUUCUUUUUAUUGAAUAAUAAAAAACAAAUACAAAUAAAUAAACAACU